Molecule: messenger RNA, 573 nt
Organism: Aspergillus uvarum CBS 121591
Lineage: Eukaryota; Fungi; Ascomycota; Eurotiomycetes; Eurotiales; Aspergillaceae
Exons: 2
Coding region: 1-573 (190 amino acids)
Source: RefSeq, a predicted model, not a curated record
AUGGCAAGCUCAACAGCCUCUCUUAUACGGUACAGCCACGCCCGUCAGCCACCGACCACCAACAUCGUGAAAUACUACAUCCCCAAGUAUCUGCUCCCAUGCUUUGCGCCCAUUAAGCUCCCGACAAUCCUGUCUCUCGCCUAUCGGGCGGCCAGUGUCGAAGGACAAUAUCCUAGGGUCAUCCUAAUCAGGGGCCGGACCAAACAGCUCCGGAACACCUGGCACAUGACGAUCAGCUACAAGAGCGCGGCCCACCUGGCCAAGGGCUCCCACAUGACGGCGCAUAUUUACGUGAAGAAUAAGCAUCACCCGGUGUUUCUGCGAACCAAUCUUUGCACUGAAAGGCCGGAUACGGCGAAACAGGCGUCGGGGCAGGUAGUUUGGGGAUCGGUGGAUAACUCGCAGCAUAUUACGCGGGAGAUUGCGUAUGGAUACCUUCCGCAACGGGUGCAGAGGAUGUCGGAUACGUGUGGUUGGGCUUAUGCAUCUCGUGAGAAGAGGCAGCCGUGGGAAGGGCGAGGAGGGCUGAUUCGUUUCGUCUUGGCCCGUGCAAAAGAGGGCGUCAAAGAAUGA